This is a messenger RNA of Agrilus planipennis (emerald ash borer), 762 nucleotides long. RefSeq names its product acylamino-acid-releasing enzyme-like. Gene Ontology annotation, biological process: proteolysis. Bases 138 to 386 code for a protein of 82 amino acids. NCBI's taxonomy places the organism in Eukaryota, Metazoa, Arthropoda, Insecta, Coleoptera, Buprestidae. The transcript has 2 exons. Gene Ontology annotation, molecular function: serine-type endopeptidase activity. The record is from RefSeq and is a predicted model, not a curated record.
AAAAAAAACUUUCACAGUAUUUUCUCUUUAGGUAAUAUGUUUUCUAGUAAAUAAUUGUGAAUUCUUACAGGGCCUUUGUUGAAACAGGAUUUGAAUAUACGCAGAAAGGUCCAUUAAAUGAAGAUGAGCUUUUAGCUAUGCGUAAAUUGUCACCUAUUAUACACGCUCACAAAGUAAAAGCCCCCACACUACUUCAAAUCGGUACUAAAGACCUGCGAGUACCCCCUGCUCAAGCUAUAGAAUAUUAUCAUCGCCUCAAAGCAAAUGGCGUACCAGUCAGAAUGAACCUUUAUGAAGACAAUCAUUCACUGUCUCAGGUGCCACAUGAAAUUGACAAUGUAAUUAAUGGUAUAAUAUGGAUUGAUAAAUAUCUGAACCCAACAUAACAUUUUUUAAAGUAUACUAUAUUGUAUUUUAAAUCUUUAUACAUAAGUAACUGCUCAUUAUUUUACGUCAAUAAACAGUUUUAUUUCUACUGAAAACUGAUAUUUUUUCAGUUAAUUGUUUGAUUAUUUUUUUAUUUUCAAUUUCAAGUUUGUAAUUUACUAUAUGGAAGGACUACUACAAUGAACUAUAAACCCCGAUUGGACCAUUUUAAAAUUGAAAGUGAAUUACAUUCGCGUUUACAAUGGGCAAAAGUUAUACAUCGAAGUCUCAGCAACGACUUUAGCAGGCGAUGUAGACCAUAAAUCAAUUCUGUCCUCUGUUCUUAUAUUGUAAGAUAAUUCUUUAGUACUUUUCACAAUAUAAGCAAAAAACAAA